AUGAAAACGUUAUAUAUUUUGCAUAUCUUAUUUGAUGAAGACUAUUUCAAAGUGAAAGAGUCUAGAAAUUUUACGGGUAAAGUAGUUUUGGUGACCGGAUCUGAUUCGGGUAUCGGCGCCGGUAUUGUCAAACUGUUCUCCAUAUUGGGGGCCAGUGUUGUGGUCACCGGGAGGAAAGCGCCGUCAGUCCACAAAGUGGCUCAAGAGAUACAGGAGUUGUCUCCUUAUAAACUCAAACCGUUGGAAGUGGUGGCGGAUGUGACCAAAACUGAAGACCUGAAACGGCUAUUGAGCGCAACAGUGGACAGGUUUGGACGGUUGGAUGUGUUGGUCAAUAACGCGGGUAUCUAUAAAUUCAAUAGCAUUGAAGACCAAAACAUUACCGAAGAAUGGGAUCAGAUAUUCGCCGUGGAUUUGCGGGCAAUCGUCGAACUCAAUCAUCUGGCGGUUCCGCUUCUGGAGAAGACUAACGGCGCGAUUAUAGACAUGUCCAGCAUUGAGGCCAUGAAACCGAUAAGCAAAUUUUUGGCGUAUAAUUGCGCGAAGGCUGCGCUGGAUAUGAUGACCCGGGUGUUGGCCAUUGAGUUGGGCCCUAAAGGCAUACGUGUCAAUAGUUUAAAUCCGGGCUAUACUGAUGUGCCCAACGCUUUGCUGCCCAAAGAAUUGGUAGAUUUGCUGAAGAAAAGCGCACCGUUAGGUCGGGUGGCCUUUCCCUUGGAUGUGGCCAAAGGGGUUGUAUUCUUGGCCUCCACUGACGCCCAGUUUAUUACCGGCGCUAAUCUGGUGGUCGACGGCGGACUAAUCUGGACUAUGCCACCUUUGUAA
Molecule: messenger RNA, 825 nt
Organism: Medioppia subpectinata
Lineage: Eukaryota; Metazoa; Arthropoda; Arachnida; Sarcoptiformes; Oppiidae
Source: the annotation of a GenBank genome assembly